AUGUCUGGAAAGCGCGGUCGAGGUUCUACCUCCGGUAACAAGCUCAAGAUGACUCUUGGUCUGCCAGUCGGCGCCGUCAUGAACUGCUGCGACAACUCCGGUGCCCGUAACCUGUACAUCAUCUCCGUCAAGGGUAUCGGUGCGCGCCUCAACCGUCUGCCCGCUGGCGGUGCUGGUGACAUGGUCAUGGCGACCGUCAAGAAGGGAAAGCCCGAGCUGAGGAAGAAGGUCAUGCCCGCCGUCAUUGUCCGCCAGAGCAAGCCAUGGAGGCGAGCAGACGGUAUCUACCUGUACUUCGAGGACAACGCCGGUGUCAUCGUCAACCCCAAGGGUGAGAUGAAGGGCUCUGCCAUCACUGGACCCGUCGCAAAGGAGGCCGCUGAGCUGUGGCCGCGUAUCGCCUCCAACUCCGGUGUCGUCAUGUGA
Molecule: messenger RNA, 426 nt
Organism: Alternaria alternata
Lineage: Eukaryota; Fungi; Ascomycota; Dothideomycetes; Pleosporales; Pleosporaceae
Product: ribosomal protein L14b/L23e
Exons: 4
Coding region: 1-426 (141 amino acids)
Biological process (GO): translation
Cellular component (GO): ribosome; cytosolic large ribosomal subunit
Molecular function (GO): structural constituent of ribosome; large ribosomal subunit rRNA binding
Source: RefSeq, a predicted model, not a curated record